UGCAACAAAGAGAAUGGAAUUUAUGCAGCACUCGUAAAAGCGCAGCAGUUUCAAGAGGAGCAUGAGAAUGCGAAAAGAAAAACAUCCCCGGCCGAAGAACUUCCGCCACUCGUUUUUCGCAGAUCUUCUGUCGAGCAUCGAAACUCAUCGACCUACAGUGUACCUUCCUCGGUGGCCAGAGCUAGCAUCAUAAGCAGUGUAUUCGUGCCGCGCGAGUCCAUUGUGGAGGAAGAGAAAGCAGCGGCAGAACUUACUGAAAAGAAAAAAGGGCCGACUGGACUGUGGCAACUGUACGCGAACUGUCAAGGCAACUACACGAAAUUAGUGGCAGCAACUUUGAUCUCAAUAGUACGUGGGUUGGAACUACCUGCUCAUGUGGCCCUCUCUAAUUUGACAUUUAAAGCGUAUUCGAAUACGAAUUCCGACGUGAUGAUGCGUGGAAUGCUGGUGAUCUUCAUAACUUACACUCUGCUCGGCAUUGCUUGCCUCAUCGUCAUCUUUGCUGCGACUUUUGCAUUUGGCUGGACUGCAGAGUGUGUUGUGGACUCGCUGCGUCUUCGAGCUCUCCGGAAUGUGCUUUACCAGGACGCCGCAUAUUUUGAUGUGCCCGCGCGAAGUCCAGCUCUUACGGUGACACGCAUCUCAGUGGAUGCGCCCAAUAUCAAAGCAGUUAAAUAUUUUUUUGUUGAAAAACAAUAG
Gongylonema pulchrum is the source of this 699-nucleotide messenger RNA. Lineage: Eukaryota; Metazoa; Nematoda; Chromadorea; Rhabditida; Gongylonematidae. The record is from the annotation of a GenBank genome assembly.